Molecule: messenger RNA, 438 nt
Organism: Phytophthora nicotianae INRA-310
Lineage: Eukaryota; Oomycota; Peronosporomycetes; Peronosporales; Peronosporaceae
Exons: 1
Coding region: 1-438 (145 amino acids)
Source: RefSeq, a predicted model, not a curated record
AUGGGGGUGAUGAAUAAGUUCUUCGUGUAUGCCAAGUUGGUGGUUCUUCUGACAAUUCGGAUGACGGCAAAGUUGCUGCAAAUGGGGACUUCUCAACUCGCUGAGAUGACUCGUCGGCUAGUGGGAAAGUCUCGUGUCGAUCUACAAAACGGAGACCAGCAACUACUGAACACUGAAAGUAUUGACGACGCGGUGGAGAAGGACCUCACGGACAAGUGGGUCGCUGUCUCUGACGAAGACAACUGGGAGCCUGGUGGGAAGAAUCUGCUGGAUACGAACAGAAAGCCAAGCCACCGAGUAUCCGAGUCAAGCACUGAAGACGAGCUGAUCGAGUUCAGCGACGGAGAAGAGCCCACUGCUCUACUUCACUCAAUUAAACGCGACCGUGCUGCGACUAAACUGAUCAGCCCAGAGUCUGCAACGAUGGUACUGCGCUAA